Paraphaeosphaeria sporulosa is the source of this 1665-nucleotide messenger RNA. RefSeq lists its product as uncharacterized. The coding region runs from base 1 to 1665 and encodes 554 amino acids. Gene Ontology annotation, molecular function: DNA-binding transcription factor activity, RNA polymerase II-specific; zinc ion binding. The transcript is spliced from 6 exons. Gene Ontology annotation, biological process: regulation of DNA-templated transcription. The record is from RefSeq and is a predicted model, not a curated record. Lineage: Eukaryota; Fungi; Ascomycota; Dothideomycetes; Pleosporales; Didymosphaeriaceae.
AUGGUUUAUACAGGCAAGCCCUCCAAGGGCUGCGGCAUGUGCAAGAGUCGGCGGAUAAAAUGUGAUGAGAAACGUCCAAUUUGCAGCCAAUGUCAGAAGAGCGGGCGGGCCUGUCCUGGCUAUCCGGAUGAGUUUGAUCUCAUGUUCCGAGAUGAGAACAAGGCGCUCGCAAGGAAAGCCAGAAAAGGCAGUGGUCGGAGCGAGAAGAGCCAAGAGAGUCGGUCGGUAUCGCCUGGCACCCCGGCCAGCCUCAGGGCGUCACCGAUAGCCGAAAGCUCAAGAUCCCAAGCUCCACCGACAUCAGAACCCAGCCAAAGCCUAACGCUCACUCCACCGUUUACCCUUCCCUCCGACCUGUCUACCUUCCAGGACUUAUUAUGGCAGUUCGAUCAGUCCAUUCCGCCAACCAUAGUUAUGGCCCCCGAAUUCGAAGCCAUCCCGUUCUUCUUCCGCAACUUCAUCACGCUUCCACAGGAAGCAGAAUCCAUGCGCGGCUAUCUCGAACUACUCAUCCCCUUGUACAACCGUGCACAGCCGUCGUCCGCCCUCCAUCUUGCCACCAGCGCCGUAGCCCUUGCCACCUGUGGGAAUUAUCCCGGAAGACAGCAUCUGCUCCGCGACGCUGCCACCACGUACGGAAAAGCCAUCCGCAAACUCAAUGAAGACCUAAAACAUCCCCACCUAGCUAAAUCCGAUGAGAGUGUACUGGCGACGUUGCUCUUCUCCUUGUAUGAAACCAUCAUGAGCACCGAUGACACCAUCACCGCGUGGGGAAACCAUGUCGACGGCGCGGUCGCAUUGACAAAACUACGUGGAAUGGACCAAUUCGACGAUCCAAUGAGCCACGAUGUCUUCCGCGCAGUGAGAACAAUGAUGAUCACAUCCUGCGUCCAGCGCUCCAAACCCAUCGACUCCUUCCCCGGUACCACGGGCUGGCUUGCGUCUCCCCUCUCAGAAGAAAACGCCGCCAACCGCCUCACCCUCAUUUGCAUCGACCUCCCUAACAUCCGCUCGCGCGCCAACACCCUCACCAAAACCGCCUACCACGCUUCUCUCGAGCAGGAAGCGCUUUCCGUCCUCGAGCUCGCUCAGCUCGUCGACUCAAACCUCCAGCAGUGGUACCUAACGCUGCCCCCCGAGUGGCACUACCACACCAUCGGCAUCGUCAACGAGCCUGUCGAGGAUCCGGCGACGGCGGAGAGCUGGAUGGGCGAGCAGCAUGUGUAUCACGACGUGCCGCUUGCUAGUAUUGUGAAUGACUACCGCGUCUGCCGCAUCUUCUGCAUGCGCGUCAUCAUGGCUUGUGUGGCGUGGCUGGCCGUAAAUCCAAAGCAUAACCUCACUGCCGACUACGAGAAAGCGGUGUAUGUCAUCCAGCAGAUGGUCGACGAGAUAUCGGCAUGCAUCCCGUUCCACAUGAACUACGACCUCCAACCCAUCGCCAAGAAACUAGGCCAGGAGAAAAACGCCGCAGAAGCCUACGGCGGUUACUCGCUCGUCUGGCCGCUCUAUGUCGCCGCAAACGCAGAGACCGUGCCGCAGGCCCAGCGUGACUGGCUGAGCGGUAGACUGAUGAUGAUAGGGACGCGGUUCGGGUUAACGAGCGCGCAGGUGCUGGUCCUCGCGCGGAGACACGUGCUCACGUGCGGACCGAUGUUUCCUUGA